UCGACUGCUAUCGAUAAACUCAGCUGUUCCAGUUUACCUCGUGUUUUGCUUAAAUUUUGAAGUUCGUUUAAAAUACAUAUAUAAUGAGUGACGACGAGGAACCAUACAAUCCAAAGGCCCAUCAAAAACUGUUGCAGGCCAUUAAUAAUCUAGGCAGUGCGCAGAGCAUAGGAAAAUAUACGCGCGACGAGCGGCAACAGCAACAGAAUGAAUUUCAGCUGGUGAAAACCCACAAGGGGGUAGAUCAAUCAUCCAAGGGGGUGGGAUUUAAUGAUUUAGUGCAGAUACUUCGUACAUCGAAGCACAUUGAGACGGGCAAGAAGCUUAAGAAUGUAUACAGCACCAAAAAGGUUUUGCAGAAGCCUCUAGAGAAGCCGGUAGCAGAUCGCAUCAAGCGAACCAUUGGCUAUGAAGGUGUGAAGAAAAAGCUGGGCCGCUGGGAUGCUGUGGUGGCCAAGCAACGGUCGGCAGAGACACAGAUAUUUCCCAUACCCACGGAAACAAUUUACGUGAAUACAGCAGCCCAUGCCCACGCUCUUAAAACAAGCAUAAAGUCUGAUUUGGGAAAGGAGCUGGAGGCGAGCAACCAGAAGUUGCGAGAAUUGCGCAAAGCACGAAUAGGUGACACCACAGACGAAAAGCAAUUGGUCCAACAGGAGAAGGAGCUGCUGCAAAAGAAGAUGACACGAGAUGAAAUGCUCGCACGGCGCCGCGAGCUGGCCUAUAUAAGGAUGCGUGCGUCCCAAAAGUCGGCCAAGGCUCGCAUGCAAAAUAAAAUCAAGUCUAAAAAAUAUCACAAGCUGCAAAAGCGGCAGAAGAUCCUUGAGCAAAUGAAAGAAUUUGAGGUCUUGCAGAAAACGAAUCCAGAGGCGGCAUUAGAAAAGCUGAACGCUCUGGAGAAGAGUCGUGUUCUAGAACGUGCUAGCCUAAGGCAUAAAAACACUGGCACUUGGGCAAAGAAUCUUCAGGUGCGCGCCAAAUAUGAUAAAGAUGUACGCAAGGACUUGGCCGAGCAGUUGGCUGUAAGUCGACAGUUAACUGAAAAGCAGCUCGAUACGGAUAGUGAGGAUGAGCAGACCGCAAUAAAAUUAAAGGAGAUUGAUCAAGAGGAUAAUGACCCCUUCAAUCCCUGGACAAAAUUAAAAAAUGCACCAAAACUUCAGGCACAGGAAAAUGGUGACAACACGAACUGGCGUAAAUAUUGGAUUGAAAGAAACAGCAAUGAAAAGCUUGUCGCAGAACAUUACGCCGAACUGGAUGCUGCCGUUCUGGAGAAAAAAAUUAAUAAUGAAAAUAUUGAAAAAAAAAAAAAGAUAAAGCCUGUGAAGAAAAAAAAAUCAAAAGUCCGUGUAGAAAACGGGUGGGUUGUAGAAAAAAUUUCAAAUUCUUCCGACAAAGCCUGCUCCCUUGAUGACAUUUUUGAGAAACACCAAGAAAAGAUUCGCGAAAGAUUAAGCAAGAAACUAGAAAAACUGAAAAAAAUUACAAAAGAUCAGAACCAGUCCAUCCAGAAAGAAAAGAAGGCAAAAAAGAAGCCCAAUGAACUUAAAAAUUUGGAAGAUUUAACAUUUAAAAAUAAAAAGCAACGUGUGGAAAUCGAUGAACCGCUUAAUAAUGACUUAAUCCCGCAGCUAAUUGACGAAGUAUCCAAUACAAAGGCAAUGCUUCAGACAAACGAAUGCACCACUUCCAGCAUUAUAGAUCCGAACAAGGUGACCACGAUUACGUGGAAGCAGAGUAUGCGCUCAACGGAUGCUUUGAAUGAUGCUCUUGGGGAAGACGAAGAUGUAGAAUUAGCCGAUGUAGACGCCGCUGCCGAACACCAGUUAACCAUUAGUCAGGCUUUUGAAGAUGAUGAUAUUGUAGCAGAUUUUAACAAGGACAAGAGUAAAGACUCCGAAGUAAAGAACUCCGACUUGCAACUUGCUAUGCCCGGAUGGGGCUCCUGGGCUGGUGCUGGUAUGUCGGAAGAACUUAUCCAUAGACGCAACCAACGGCUACUUCUUAAAUUGGCAGCACCAGAGCAGCGACGCGACGACAACAAAGACAACCUGUAUAUAAAUGAAACAACAAGUAAACAAGCUCGUGCUCAUAUGGUCUCCAGCAUACCGUUUCCUUUCAAGUCCUUGGCUGACUACGAGGCAAGCAUACGUGCGCCCAUUGGACGCAAUUUCGUACCCGAGACGGCCUUCCGUAUGCUGACUAGGCCAUCGGUAAUUACGCGAAAGGGUCAAGUGAUCGAGCCAAUGGAUGAGAGUGAAUUGGUCAAACCAGACCGCAAACUACGUCAUGUCGUAGACCGAAGAAUAAAACGUCUGCAAGCAGCUCAAAAAGCCAAGAUCGCAUAGUAUAAUGAAAAUCACUGUGCUCAACCGGAAACAAAAUAUGAAGCGAUUGUAAUAAAUAUCAAAUGAAUAUUAAACU
Drosophila busckii is the source of this 2424-nucleotide messenger RNA. Its product is annotated as U3 small nucleolar RNA-associated protein 14 homolog A. The record is from RefSeq and is a predicted model, not a curated record. NCBI's taxonomy places the organism in Eukaryota, Metazoa, Arthropoda, Insecta, Diptera, Drosophilidae. Gene Ontology annotation, biological process: rRNA processing. The transcript has 2 exons. Gene Ontology annotation, cellular component: nucleolus; small-subunit processome. The coding region runs from base 84 to 2348 and encodes 754 amino acids.